GUACAGUAUUUAUUUUUGUUUAGACGCUCAAUGGAUUGGGGGCCAAGCCCGGAAAUUCUUCGCAAGUACAACCUAGAACCACCCCCUCGCCUGAAAAUAUCGUGCAAAGUACCCCACUGCAGGAGCGCCUACUACUCAAACAGAGUCAACAUGCGCUUUUUUAAGUUCCCCCGUGACCCCCACGUUCGACGCCAGUGGAAACAAUUUUGCGAAAUUCCGGACAGUUUUCUCAAGUGUGAUAGUUAUCAUGUGUGCGAGCAGCACUUCGUCAAGGGGGAUUUUCUCGGGAGGUCGCUCGUGAUGGGGACUGUCCCCAGACGAAAAGGGGAUGUUGAGAGAAUUGCUAGGGAACAUAAUUACUUCGAGAGACCUCCGGAAGAGCACAGUUGUCAUAAGUUGGAGAACGAGGUGGCUUUGCGGUGUAGACGGUGUAUUAGUCAAGACAAUAGCGUCACGAUGCAGCGGCCCAAGGUCUUAAUGACGAAUCCUUCGAUCCCCCAAGUGGCCUUCGACAUUUUGGAGCGACAGUGCGAGGUGAUAAGGACCAAGGACUACACCCGUGCCUCGAUCCUGGAAAAGGCGGCAGGAGUGGACGCUUUGUUCUGGGCGACUUCGCAAAAGCUGGACGCCGAAAUCCUGGACAAAGCCGGUCCUCAGAUGAAGACGGUUGGGACUAUGUCGGCCGGAGUCAACCACAUCGACGUCCCUGAAUUAAAAAAGCGCGGAGUGAAGCUGGGUAACACUACGGGGGUUUUGAAUGACGCCGUCGCCGACAUCGCUGUUCUUUUAGCACUAGGCGCCUCCAGGCGGCUCCACGAAGGUCGUCUGAAGAUCGAAAAGAACGAAUGGACCCCUGGUUUGACUUGGAUGUUGGGGAAGGACAUUGUGGGAUCGACGGUCGGGAUUGUAGGACUGGGGGGGAUAGGCCAAGCUAUCGUGAAGAGGCUGAAAGGGUUCUCCGUGGGCAAGUUCUUGUAUACGGGACAUCGCGAGAAGCCUGAAGGGACGGAUUUGGGGUGCACCUUCGUCUCUCUGGACACCCUGGUCAAAGAAAGCGACUUUGUGAUAGUCUCGUGUCCGCUGACCUCCGAGACGAAGCUGAUGUUCAAUGAUGGAAUUUUCGGGAAGAUGAAAAGUAGUGCGGUUUUUGUUAAUAUAAGUAGGGGGGACGUGGUGGACCAGGACGCUCUGGUGAGGGCUUUAAAAGGAGGUAAGAUUUUUGCGGCGGGGCUGGACGUGAUGACCCCAGAGCCACUACCUCCAGACAACGAAUUGGCUAAGUUACCAAACGUCGUUCUAAUCCCGCAUUUGGGUAGCGCCACCGAGAACACCCGCAACGCCAUGGCGGAACUUACAGCACAAAACAUACUGCGAGGCCUAGGCGGCGAGGAAAUGUUCACCCCAGUUUGUUAAUUGAAUCAAAACUUUUGCACACGA
Molecule: messenger RNA, 1437 nt
Organism: Zophobas morio
Lineage: Eukaryota; Metazoa; Arthropoda; Insecta; Coleoptera; Tenebrionidae
Product: glyoxylate reductase/hydroxypyruvate reductase-like
Exons: 6
Coding region: 31-1413 (460 amino acids)
Cellular component (GO): cytosol
Molecular function (GO): glyoxylate reductase (NADPH) activity; NAD binding; hydroxypyruvate reductase [NAD(P)H] activity
Source: RefSeq, a predicted model, not a curated record